GAAUUAGAAGAUUUGAUUAAGGGAGGGUAUUUAAAUUCCAACUAAAGUCUCUUUUAACUCUGCCUUCCCUCUCUCUGUCGAGUUCCGCUUCGGGGACAGAACAAAACUGAAAACGCCAGAACCCAACACUCUUUAAUCGCCGGGGGUUACAGAACAAAUCCAAAACCCUAAAAACGCUGAAGAAUUCCGAAUCCAUUAAAUUUCCACAAAAUUUCAUGUCCUUCCAUUAACCCAACCCGAAUCAAAAGAUUUACUAAGUAAAACCCAAAACCAAUAUGGGUCGACCCGAGUCCUGCGUUCUGUUUUCCCAGACUUUCGUUCACACUCACUUGGACGAAUACGUCGACGAGGUAUUGUUUGCUGAACCAGUUGUUAUAACUGCGUGUGAGUUCCUCGAACAGAAUGCGUCCUCGGCUUCUCAAGCAGUAUCGCUUGUUGGGGCCACUUCGCCUCCGUCUUUUGCUUUGGAGGUGUUUGUUCAGUGUGAGGGAGAGACGAGAUUUAGGCGCCUUUGUCAGCCUUUUCUGUAUACUCAUUCUUCAUCAAAUGUACUUGAAGUGGAGGUGGCAGUUGUAACCAAUCAUCUCGUUGUAAGAGGCAGCUACCGCAGUUUAAGCUUGGUUAUUUAUGGGAAUACAGCAGAGGAUUUGGGGCAGUUCAACAUUGAAUUUGAUGAUAGCUCUCUACCUGACCUUGUUAGCUCUGCUGAUGGGAAGCUUGAAGACCUACCUCUUGCAUUACGCACAAUUAAUCGGACAUUUGAGGAAUCUUUAUGUUCUCUGAAUGUUAUAUCUUUACCAGUAGUUACACUAGAUUUAUCUGUAGAGGUUAAUCAAUUACUACAGCUAAUGUUGAAAAUUUUGGAAUUGGCAAACGUUGGUUAUGCAGUACAUAAAGUUGUAAGUACCAUAGCAUCAGCAGCUUCUUUGGUCAUAAGCUUUGACUUAGACUCUAAUGCAAUCAAUCAGAAGUAUCUUAUAUUGGGAAGAAACAAAGAUUUUAAGGAGUUGGACCAUGGUAUUAGUGAGGCCAGAAAAGAGCUCCUUGAGCUCUAUGAAGCUCUUCAAUAUAAAUCCAGGAAUGAAUCAUCUGACUCAUGGACUGAAUGCAUCUUUAUGGAGUCUGAUGCUGAUUUGGCUUCUUCCAAACAGUUGGUUGAGAUGUUAUUGCCGUACUUCAAUUUCAAUAGGAGCUCCUCUAGUUUUGGACAUCACCAGCUCUCUGAGAGUAAAAAUGUCAUCUUGGGGUUGAAUGUGGCUCUUUUCUUGUGCUCCAGUAAGGAGAGCUGCUUUCACUUUGUCAACUGCGGGGGAAUGGAUCAGCUUGCAUAUCUUUUGGACCAUGACAUGCAGAAAUCUACUGCCAUUACAUUGUUGCUACUUGGAGUUAUUGAGCGGGCUACGCGACAUGCUGUUGGAUGUGAGGGAUUUCUCGGUUGGUGGCCUCGUGAGGAUGAAAAUAUCCCUUCUGGCACUAGUGAUGGUUAUAGUCACUUGUUAAAGUUGUUACUGCAAAAACCACGACAUGAUAUUGCUUCUCUAGCUACUUAUGUCCUUCAUCGACUUAGAUUUUAUGAAGUUGUUUCGAGAUAUGAGUAUGAAGUGUUAUCCAUACUGGGUGGCCUCUCUGCUGCUGCUAAAGGGACAAGUGUUUCUUCAAACAAGCUCAUAGGUGUUGGAUCACUACUCAAAAAGCUCCUGCAUUUGGUAAAAUCACAUGGUCGAAUUGAGGAUCCAUCUCCAGUGGCCCGUGCAAGCAGUUUUUUGAUUCUUGGUCAAACAGAUAUAUUAGUAUCAUAUAAAGCAACCAGCGGGUUGAUUGCUUCAUCAAAUUGUUGCUUUUCGAAUUGGGAAAUUGACUCACAUUUGCUGGCACUACUUAAGGACAGGGGAUUUCUUCCUUUAUCAGCUGCACUGUUGUCAACAACCAUUUUGCAUUCUGAAGCUGAAGAUGGUGUGAACAUUUCUAUGGAAAUUGUGUCAUCCAUUGGAUCCAUAAUCCUCUCCUUUCUUUCUUGUCGCUCAGGCUUGGUUUUCCUGCUACAUCAGCCUGAACUCACUGCUACACUAAUUCAUGCGCUCAAGGGUGCUGAUGCCAUGAGUAAGGAAGAAUGUGUUCCUCUUCGGUAUGCAUCUGUUUUAAUAUCUAAAGGUUUUACAUGCAGUCCGCAGGAAGUUGGAACCAUUGUUGAGACGCAUUUGAGGGUGGUUAAUGCCAUAGAUCGUUUGCUUUCGUCAACUCCACAGUCUGAAGAAUUUUUGUGGGUUUUAUGGGAGCUGUGUGGUCUUGCUAGGUCUGAUUGUGGUCGCCAGGCUUUAUUGGCCCUGGGUUUCUUUCCAGAGGUUGUUUCAAUUCUAAUUGAAGCUUUGCAUUCUAUCAAGGAAACAGAACCUGCCAUCAAGAAUAGUGGAGCUUCACCACUUAAUCUUGCGAUUUUACACUCAGCUGCUGAGAUUGUUGAAGUCAUUGUAACUGAUUCAACUGCAACCUCUCUAUCUUCUUGGAUUGGGCAUGCCAUGGAACUUCAUAAAGCUUUACAUUCUUCUUCCCCUGGGUCAAAUAGGAAGGAUGCUCCUACACGGCUCUUGGAGUGGAUUGAUGCUGGUUUAGUUUAUCAUAAAAAUGGGGCUAUUGGGCUUCUAAGAUACGCUGCUGUGUUGGCUUCUGGAGGAGAUGCUCACCUUACCUCAACCAACAUUCUAGUUUCUGAUUUGACGGAUGUUGUUGAUAAUGUUAUUGGAGAAUCUUCUAAUGCUUCUGACAUUAAUGUCAUGGAGAAUCUAGGAGGCAUUAUCUCUUUAAAGUCCUUUGAUGGUGUUAGCCUUCGUGACUCUUCUAUAGCACAGCUGACAACUGCAUUUCGAAUUUUGGCAUUCAUUUCAGAGAAUCCGACUGUUGCUGCUGCUUUGUAUGAUGAAGGUGCCAUUGCAGUUAUCUACGUGGUUCUUGUCAAUUGUAGCUUUAUGCUUGAGAGGUCCUCAAACAAUUAUGAUUAUCUUGUUGAUGAGGGUACAGAAUGCAAUUCUACAUCUGAUUUAUUACUGGAACGCAAUCGUGAACAGAGUUUAGUUGAUCUUUUGGUUCCUUCUCUUGUAUUGCUGAUCACUCUUUUGCAGAAAUUGCAGGAAGCUAACGAGCAGCACAGAAACACGAAACUGAUGAAUGCUUUGUUACGACUGCAUCGAGAAGUAAGCCCAAAGCUUGCAGCUUGUGCAGCUGAUUUAUCCUCUCCUUAUCCUGAUUCUGCACUUGGUUUUGAAGCUGUGUGCCAUCUUGUAGUGUCAGCUCUUGCUUAUUGGCCAGUAUACGGUUGGACCCCUGGCCUCUUCCACUCACUUCUUGCCAGUGUUCAAGCUACUUCAUCACUGGCCUUGGGUCCAAAGGAGACCUGCAGUUUACUCUGUCUUUUGAAUGAUAUGCUUCCUGAAGAAGGUGUCUGGCUUUGGAAGAAUGGGAUGCCCUUGUCGAGUGCCCUUAGAUCAUUGGCUAUUGGGACUUUAUUGGGACCUCUGAAGGAGAGACAGGUUAAUUGGUGUCUGGAGCGUGGUCACCUUGAGAAGUUGCUCAACCAAUUGACGCCACAGCUUGACAAAAUUGCACUGAUUAUCCAACAUUAUGCCAUCUCUGCAUUGGUAGUCAUACAAGACAUGCUUCGAGUUUUUAUAAUUCGCGUUGCUUGCCAAAAAGCUGAACAUGCUUCUAAACUUCUGCGGCCUACAUUAUCAUGGAUACAUGACCACAUUUCUGACUUAUCUUCUCCAUCUGAUACAGAUGCUUACAAGGUUUAUAGAUUCCUUGAUUUUCUUGCUAGCUUGCUGGAGCAUCCAUAUUCCAAGGCAGUAUUGCGAGGAGAAGGUUUUUCUCAGAUUCUAAAAAGAGUGUUGGAGAGUUGUUUUGUUGCUACUGGUUCAGAUGGGAAGCAGAUAUCAGAUUGUGAAAAUUCUGCUAGUUGUGGGUUUACUUUGAUUAAUUGGUGCAUCCCUGUUUUUCAGUCCAUUUCAUUACUAUGUAGUUCUCGAACAUUUUCCCAGUAUAAUGGGAGACAUGAUAUUAGGCACAAAUUUGACAGCUUGAGCCCCAAAGAGUGUUUAUUGUUUAUAAAUCAGCUCCUGAAGUUUUGUAAGAUCCUACCAGUUGGAAAAGAAUUAGUGUCUUGCCUUCAAGCGUUUAAAGACUUGGGUUCUUGCACUGAAGGUCGAAGUGCAUUCAUGUCUGCUUUGCUAUAUGGUGGCAACUCUAGUGGUGGGGCACUUGAAUCAGAGAGCGGACAUGAAAAGAAUGGGAACUUUCAUUUUCAAAAUGAAUCUGAAUUGAGAAAGUCUCCCCCCUUGCUAUGUUGCUGGAAAAAGUUGUUGAGAUCAGUUGAUUCAAAAGAUUCUUCAUUAGCUUAUGCAAUUGAGGCAGUUAAUGCAUUGUCUUUAGGUUCUUUGUGCUUUUGCAUAGAUGGGAAAAGUUUGAACAUGAAUGCUGUUGUUGCAUUGAAAUUCCUUUUUGGGCUUCCUGAUGAUAUGGCUGGGAUAGGUGGCUUUCCAGAAGAGAACAUAAACUAUAUUCAGGAAUUUUCUACUCUGUUAAGUUCAAGGAUCAUUAGUGAUGACUAUCAAUCUCCAUCGGAUAUGCAUAUCAGCAUGUGUCAGGUUUCAGAGUCUGUGAAAUCAUUAUUGUUAUUGUUCCAAAAGUCAACUGGCACUGUUAAGGUGGAUGAUACCAUUCUCAAUGAAAUUCUAUCUCUUUCUCAAAAUGAUGUUCAAGUUCCUUUAAGAAUUCAUCAGAUGACACAAGGUAAUGGUGGAAAAGCGGAUGAAGACCUUUACCUAGGAGGAUUUGAGGACAAGUUUUCAUGGGAAUUGCCAGAAACAUUACCUGAUAGAUUGCCACAGACAGCUCUUCCUACAAGAAGGAAACUGCAGCCAGCUGACAGCUCAACUAGGCGUGCCAGAGGAGACAAUUCAGUGACUGAGAUCACAAAUCCAAAUGCAUUUUCACGGGGAUUGGGUCCAUCUACAGUCCUUCCUGGUACUACUCGAAGGGAUACCUUUCGACAGCGGAAACCAAAUACAAGCAGGCCUCCAUCUAUGCAUGUGGAUGACUAUGUUGCAAGAGAAAGGAGCGUCGAUGGUGUUGCUAAUUCUAAUGUAAUAGCAGUUCAGCGAGUGGGAUCUUCUGGGGGGAGGCCUCCCUCUAUUCAUGUGGAUGAAUUUAUGGCCAGACAGAGGGAGCGCCAAAAUCCUGCAGCAUCAGUGACUGAGACAGCAGCACAAUCUAAGAAUGCAGCUCCAAUAAAUGGGACAGAUAAUGAAAAAGUGAACAAGUCUAAGCAGCUAAAAACUGAUCUUGAUGACGAUCUCCAUGGAAUAGAUAUUGUGUUUGAUGGUGAGGAAUCUGAAGCUGAUGAUAAGUUGCCCUUCCCCCAGCCAGAUGAUAAUCUGCAACAGCCUGCUUCUGUAAUAGUUGAGCAAAGUUCUCCACACUCUGUUGUUGAAGAGACUGAAAGUGAUGUUAAUGGCAGCAGUCAAUUUUCUCACAUGGGUACACCUUUAGCAUCUAAUGUUGAUGAGAAUGCCCAAAGUGACUUUUCUUCGAGGAUGUCAGUUUCACGUCCAGAAAUGCCUUUAACUCGAGAACCUAGUGUUUCUUCAGAUAAGAAAUUUUUUGAGAAAUCCGAGGACUCGAAGAUUGCUAUUUCAAUUAAGAACGCUAGCAGGUUUGAUUCUGCGGCAGGAGCAAAUAGUUCAGGGUUCUCUGCCCCAGUUUAUAGUAAUACACCUCCAACAUCGGUACAGUUGCCAGCAGAUUCAAGGAUAACCCCGCAAAAUUUCUAUCCAAAGAGCAGCCCACAGUAUGCUAGUAACAUUCCUGUGGCAGUUGGUUCUCGAGGAAUAUAUGAGCAGAAAGUUCUGCCAAAUCAACCACCUUUGCCUCCAAUGCCUCCUCCAUCAGCAGUUCCACCAGGCCAAUCCGAUUAUUUAUCUGCAGUUAGUGGUAGUCCCUCAUUGUUGCAAUCUUCCCUUUCUGUGUCAGAUUCCAAGUUUAUGAGGACCUCUAUGUCUUCGCCUAGUGGAAAUACUAGGCCUCCCCCACCACUUCCUUCAACACCACCUCCAUUUGCAUCUAGCCCAUAUAAUUUAGCUUCAGUAAAUGCUUCUACUUCCCAACCAUCAGUUUACAAUCACUCUGGUAUGGGGAAAACUGAACUUCCUCAGAGCUCCAUUGGACCUACUAUUGAUGCUCGACUUCCUGCUUCUGCUGCUGGUUUGACUUCCUAUCCUCCGCCACUCAUGCAAUCAUUAGUUUUCAAUAGGCCUGCUUCAAUCCCUAUUACUCCUUAUGGAAGCACUCCUGCACAGCAGCAGGGUGAGAACCCUCCUAGCUUGUUGCAGAAUCCCUCGAUACCUCAGUCGUCUAUUCAGUCAAUUCAUUCUCUUGCUCAGUUGCAGCCCCUGCAGCAGCUUCAACGUCCGUUGCAGCCGGCUCAACAUCUUCGGCCUUCCAUUCAAUCUUCACAGCAGUUGGACCAAGGGGUGUCUUUGCAAACCCCUGUUCAGAUGCAAAUGCAGUCAUUACAAAUGCUUCAACAAUCUCAUGUUUCUCCUGUUAAUCCUUAUCAUCAGUCACAACAGCAGGAGUUUUCACCAGCACAGCAACAGUUGCAGGUUGAGCUUUCUCAACCUCAAGUUCUACAGCAAGGAGGUGGUGUAUCACAGCAGCAACAAGAUUCUGGAAUGUCAUUACAUGAGUACUUCCAGUCUCCAGAAGCUAUUCAGUCUUUGUUGAGAGAUAGAGAGAAACUUUGCCAGCUUCUGGAGCAGCACCCAAAGUUAAUGCAGAUGCUUCAGGAAAAGUUAGGCCAGCUGUAGCAACACGAUAUGGGAUUGUGAGGAUGCUUUCUUCAAAUUUUUUGUAGCAUACUUGUGACCCAUAAUCAUUGGUCCCAAGACCCCCAAAGCACAAUUUGAUUCAGAUGCAGUCGCCUAAUUAAAACUUUUCCACUAAAUUUUGUAUGAGUUUGGACAAUAUGUACAUUCUUGUCCAUCUGUUACUAAUUUGUCUUCUUUAUUUUGUGAUUUUAUUCAUGAGUAGGGAAAAUUUUCCAUCCCUAGUUUACUUGUAUGCUUCUACUAAACCUGACAAUUUCACUUUGUAUAUGUAGCAACAGUUGCCAGACUCCACAUUUGGUGCUGAGAUUGUAGACUUCCUUAGGGUUCAACUAUAAUGUUAUAUGCCAAUCUAUAUACGAAAAUCAUCAGCUUAAAAUGUUUUUGAGUUGAAAUUUAUCAAA
Messenger RNA from Theobroma umbraticum, 7279 nucleotides. RefSeq names its product mRNA methyltransferase EMB2016. Gene Ontology annotation, molecular function: RNA binding. NCBI's taxonomy places the organism in Eukaryota, Viridiplantae, Streptophyta, Magnoliopsida, Malvales, Malvaceae. Gene Ontology annotation, biological process: mRNA modification. The record is from RefSeq and is a predicted model, not a curated record. Gene Ontology annotation, cellular component: RNA N6-methyladenosine methyltransferase complex.